Molecule: messenger RNA, 3582 nt
Organism: Capsicum annuum
Lineage: Eukaryota; Viridiplantae; Streptophyta; Magnoliopsida; Solanales; Solanaceae
Exons: 2
Coding region: 1697-2542 (281 amino acids)
Molecular function (GO): nucleic acid binding; zinc ion binding
Source: RefSeq, a predicted model, not a curated record
CUAUUCAAAACCAAAUUCCUCCAUUGUCGGCUGAACAAAUAAAUUGAAAAUACAAAAAAAAAAAUUAUUCAAAGUUAAAUUCCUUAAGUUAUGGUAAGGUUUUAUGGCGUACCUUAAAUUCAGAAGAAAAAAAAGUUUUUCACUCAAAAUCAAAUUCCUAUAUAUAGAUAAGGUUUUAUGGGUACAAUCACUUUUCUCAACAAGAAAGGUCGGUUCCAAGGCUCCUAAGUUCAUAAAUAUUGUGUUUUUCCCUCUUUAGUAGUCAGUAUAAAUACAACAACUCCUCAAAUAAAGUGUAGUCAGUAUCUAUGACUUAAAAUAUUUAAUAAUAGUAUAAAGAUGUAUAGCUUCAAUAACUGUUUAUAUUGGUUCUUGCUGAAUUUAUUUUAGUUUAACUAAUUGUUUAUGUUGUUUUUGCUAAAUAUAUUUGAAUUCGGCUAUUAAUGUCCUUCGCAAAUCAUCCAGUGUGUUUGAUUUUUGUUCAUUGACGUUUGAGAUUUUUUAUGUCAAUUGAUUUACUUGUGAAAAAAUUAAAUUAUUUGUAUUCGCAUGUGAUUCUAAUGAAGAAUUUGUUGUGUGCAUACAAUUUGAUUUCAGAUCUUUUAAUUCUCGAUGGAUGAACGAAGAGAUACAUGUUGCUAUUGGCGCUCCUAAAUCCCCAGAGCUAUGCACCCUUUGAGCUAAAUAGUUCUUACGUACGUGAGGUGUCAGAUUUGUGUUCUAUAACACUACAGGAGUAUAGGGUUCGAAUUUGAACUAAAUUGGAGGUAAUUUGAGUCAUCCACUAUUGUUGAGCUUGAGUUUGAAGAAACUUGAAGGGUUAUUUUCGGUACAACCACAAUGGAACUCGAGGCUUCAAAUGCUCAAACAAUGAACAAUAAUGCCAUCAAUCUCAUUUUGGCUCGCCUUGAAACUAUGCCCCGAGAUGUGGCUAGGUUGAAUGUGGGUCUUGAGAAAUUAGAUACGGAUGUUGCAUCAAUGAGUGAGAGAUUAGAACGUGUGGAAAGUCAAAGGAGUCGACCUUUCACCCCUCAAAAUAUUUUUCCAACUAUUACUCCCAAGGCCUUGCACCAAAUGAACAAGUCACCGAGCAACCACCAAAUAUUCCCUAAAACCGUGAGUAUUAUAGAGCAACCCUCCCUCCACUUCACCAAGUCCAACAUGAUGGAUUUGGAACCCAAAUGCCACCAAACCCAAACCCUCCACUUAUCCAAAGACCUCACUUUCCAAUCCAAACUCCAUUGAACCAAAGACCUUACUAUCCUCCAAAUACGGAUCCACUUAAUCCAAAUCUACCAAACCGUUUUGAGGGUUAUGGUAGGGAGUAACAACAUGGGGGUUAUUGGGGUUAUAGUGAUGCUUACUUGAGGGAAGAAGAGGAGAGGGAUAGGCAAGGUGAUUUAGGAUGAGAAGUGAGGGUUGGUAACCAAACCUGAGAGCUUGGCCUCAAUUCCAUCAAAGUUAGUCUUUUGAUCUUCAAGGGUGAGAGUGAUCCCGAGGCAUAUCUUGCUUGGGAGUCAUCUUGUGAUAGGAUAUUCCAAGUGAAUGAUCUAACCGAAGAGAAGAAGAUUUGUUAUGCAAUCGCUCACUUUGAGAGGUAUGCAAACACUUGGUGGGAGUAUGUGAAGAGGUGAAGAGGUUUAGUGAUGUGUUGAUUGCUGGGCGGCCACCUCCAUGGUUUAGAUUGAGGUACCUUAUGCGUCAAAGGUACUUACCCGAGGGCUACAAACAAGAACUUCUGCAAAAGUACAACUUAAGGCAAGGAAACAAAAGUGUCAUGGCAUACUAUGACGAGUUUCAACAAUUGACGUUGAAUCUUGACCAUAGAGGAGAACAAGUGAGCCAUGAUACUAUACGAUUCAAAGUUGGGUUGAAUAGCAACAUAGCUUCUCGGAUGACCCUCCAUAAGUUUGACACGAUCGAUGGCAUUUUCCAAGCGGCCUUGGAAAUUGAAAGGGAGCUCUCGGCCUCCAAACCCAAGAAUCACCAAGGACCUUCCUCGGAGUGGCACCAACAUCAAGAGAAUUCAUCCAAUGGCAACCAAACCAAGAACAAGGUUGUACAAACCGAAACCAAUGCUUCCCAAAAGUAUCCUCCAAGAAACGAAGGUAAACCAAAUUCUACUUCUCGUCCUAAGGGAUUUCAAUGUUUUAAAUGUCAAGGGUGGGGGCACACGGCUAGUGAGUGCCUACAUCGGAGGAAUGUAAUCCUUAGGGAGGGAAAAUUGCAUUACCUUGGUGAGGAGGCAGGACUUGAAUCGAAUGAGAGUGAUGAAAAAGCUCAAGAUGGAGAGCUUGAGGCUGAGGUGGAAAUUAAUGAAGGUGGGGAAGAUAUUUGGCCGGUGGAUGGAGAGUGUGUUGUGCCUAUGUAUAUGGCAAGGAGAAUCAUGCUUAGUGAGGUUGUGGAAGAAGAAGCCGAGAGUGAGGAAGGUGAAGAAGAGAAGCCGAGAGUUAUGAUUGUGGGGUUUGCCCACAAAGACCCUUUAUUUCCUACUAACCAAGAUGCUAGCACUUUACCUAGCAUCCUUUCUUCUUAUGUGUAGGUUAAAGAACAUUUAAGUCCAAGUAGCAAGAUUGAUGACCUCAUGGAACCCUUGGUUGAACAUUCUAACCUUGGGAGGAACAUUGAAAAGAUAAUUCAAAGAGGAGAGCUUGCGGGUGAUGAUUACUUGAAUUUGUGGACAAAUUUCUCUCAAGAUAGAGAGGAUGAUACAAGUGCGAUCACGUAGAUGAACUUAUGAGGAUGUGUAUUGAAUUCAUCCAUGUGUGUGUGCAAGAGAAGUGGAAUUAAGGACUUAAAACAUAUCAAUACAACCACUAAUUCACACUAGAGGGGAACCUAAUCUCUAAGGGGCAUUUUGGACUUUUUGUCUUUUAUUUGUAAUACACUAUAUAAGAAACAUGUUAGGGUUACUUUACUUUAGUUUUUUGAUAUUGAAGAUUGUAUAACACACUUGAAAAACGCAAGUUCUUUCUUCCAUAGAGACUUGGCUGAAACUAGGAAACAACUUAGGUGUGGAAUCACUUUUGUUGUUUGUUUGCUUAGAUCGUUGGGUGCUAGACGGAUUGAGGUCCUCUCUUGUGUCCACCGCAUAGUGUAGGUGUUUCUACUAUCUUUAUCAAGGGUCUUUGUGCUUGAAUACACUUAGGUUCUUGGUCUUUGUAGUAGUGUAUGCCACUCUCUCUAUCAUUUCCUUUGUUGUAAUCUUGUAGUCGUGUGGUGUAUUGUUUCUCUUGUAACCCGUGUGUUGUUCUUCAUCUUGAUGUUGUUAACAUAGUUUGUUAUGGGCUGGUUUUAGGUGUUAAACACCACAAUACAUUGUGUUUUUGUUGAAUCCGAGAGUGGUCAUCAAAAAGGUCCACGGUUCUUUCAACUUGUGGACUGAUUUUGGUGUUGUUUGUGCGUUCCUUGUAAAUCUUGUAUCAUUACUGGAGCAUUAACUACAGAAGAAUGAUUAAAUUAUGAAAAAACAAAGGGCUGUCCACAUUGGGAAAGAGCGACGCAAGAAGAGACUGACGUUUUAGACAAGAAUAAAACUUGGGAAUUGGUACCCAAACUAGAAAAAUGUAAUUCAGUCACUUG